Messenger RNA from Pyricularia grisea, 1329 nucleotides. RefSeq lists its product as uncharacterized. The record is from RefSeq and is a predicted model, not a curated record. Bases 1 to 1329 code for a protein of 442 amino acids. The transcript is spliced from 2 exons. Lineage: Eukaryota; Fungi; Ascomycota; Sordariomycetes; Magnaporthales; Pyriculariaceae.
AUGAAGUCCACAAUAUCUGUACUUAUUGAGGAGCUAGGCUCGUUGCAGGCCUCCAAUACUACUAAUAUACAUGACCCAUCGCCAGAGGGUGUACCUUUUGUUCCUGGAUCGGCGCCUGGCUUGUCCAAUGGGGAAAUUUGCUUGGAUGACGUCCCUAGAUUUCUAUACCGGACCUAUUCACGCAAGUCGCAAGGCCGAAACGACGACAUCUGGGUGGCUUCCAAAGACGCAGCAGAGCGGCCCGCCGCGGCCACAAACCGGACCGAUAUCCUCCUCCGAAGCGGCGACAAGGUGGCCGCAGACCUAAACCGACACGCCCGUUGGUGGCCCAGGACUCGGGCGCGGGCACGUCGAACGGAAAAGUGCAAUCUUGUAUCGUGGACGAGCUCGCUUCUCUUUGCACUACGCAUGAUAUACUUUCGACAUCGAAGCAGCCGGGAUGGCUCCAAACUGGAAGACAUUUGGCUCCAUGUGGUUGAUACGAGCAAGUUUCCAAGCGGCACCUUUGUCCGAGACGCCUAUCUCUACGCUCGAUACGCAGAAUUCGAUGCAGGGCCCGGGGAUACGCUGGGAGACUUGAAUGAGACUCACUCCUCGAGCGAGUUUUACUUUGGCGAGUACUUUUCCCAGGGUGCCCUCAAAGUCCAAGACAGAGGCUGCGCAGUAUCUGCCAAGGAGAUGGAGCAGGCAGGGCUCCUGAAACUGGGACUAGCUCUCAAUCAAGGGAUGGGACUGGCAAACUGGGUGGUUCUCAAAAGGCAAAGAUGGCUUCGCAGCUCAGGACGUGACAUGUCCACCCAAGAGUUGGAUAUGGCCGUCAACAUCGCAUUGCUUUUUGACGACUAUGAACUUCCCAUGGCAGCUGCAUUUUUGGCCCUAAGAGCAUGGCCGAGGAAUCAAAUCAAGAUCAUCCUCAGUCGGUUGUGCUCCGUCACUGUCCGGUGCAGGCAAGAUGUCACUGAGCUUCUUGAUGUGUCUCCUAAAAUCGAGGGCUCUUACAGACAUCUGGAUGACAAGAUGCCGGAGCUCAAGCAAUUUGAAAAGAUCAUGUCAAUGGUCGCGCUCCAGCUGCCGGCUCUUUACGCCAAGAGAUUGAUCGACUUUACAUCGCAGAGUCUCUCCUCUCUCGAAGAAAACAUUGCUGCGGAUGGCAGCAUGACUUCAAAACCGACCGACAUGUCAACACUACCCUCAGAGGACUGGUUGCCAGAAAAGAUCACAAAAGAGGAAUUAGAGACCAUCUUCCUUCGCGAGGUGCUGAAGCUGGGCGAGGGACUUAGGAAUCUCAGAGAAAAGUACGAGCGGGAUGUUGCACAGGCGUCGGAAUAG